Adineta steineri is the source of this 1008-nucleotide messenger RNA. The record is from the annotation of a GenBank genome assembly. Lineage: Eukaryota; Metazoa; Rotifera; Eurotatoria; Adinetida; Adinetidae.
AUGACUACAAACACAACAUCAUCAAAUGCAUUUGUAGUCUACUUGGCUAACAUCCAAAAACAAAUAACUCGUACUCUAGUCGUUCCACUUGUCGUAGGCUUCAUAGGAAAUUUUAUAUCUUGCGUUGUAUUUCGUCAAAAACAACUUCGUUCGAAUGCCAUGUCACUUCUGCUUACAGCUGCAUCAAUCUUUAAUAUAAUUGUACUUAUUUAUGGCAUUGGUACGAGUCUCUAUGGAGUUGAUCAUACCAGUCCAGAUACGUAUUCCAUUGUUUUCUGUAAAAUACGUAUCUAUAUUCGACAUAUUUUGUUGAUGACUGUUCGCAGUUAUAUUACACUCGCAAGUGCUGCCUCUUUUGCACUUACUUCUUCUCGUACAAAUUUACGUUCUUUAUGUGAUAUGCGAUAUGUUAAAUGGGCUAUAGUUGUAGUUCCUUUCAUUUGGACAUUAAUCGCAAUACAUAUGCCAUUCUUUACAAUUAUUCGUAACAAUCAAUGUGUUAAUGCUAAUAGUUAUAUAAUACCCUAUGCGAUAUACUUUUUUCUUGUAGUUGGUAUUUUUCCUGUAAUAUCAAUGGUUUUAUUCAUUCUACUGACAGUCAAAAAUUUACGUUCGUUACGUCGUCGUAUUCAACCAUCUGUUGUGAAUCGCGUGACAUUGAAAUCACGUGAUCAACAAUUUAUACGAAUGCUUUCGGCACUUGUUAUUAUGUACGUCACUACAAAUCUUUUCUAUCCCAGCAAUGUACUAUACUCAGCUAUAACGAAUUGGUCCUAUAAAAGUUCAGACCGUAUCGCUAUCGAAUCACUUGUUUAUAGUAUAACAAGUAAUUAUGUGCUAUAUAUUAACAAUGUGUCACCAUUCUUCCUGUUUUUCUCUUCAUCAACUACCUUCCGACAAUCAUUUUAUCGUAUUAUUAUCAAAUACAUGCAACAUAUUCUAGGCAAAAGUGGUCGCACACAGCAGAUGCCGAUGACUACUAUACCUACAGGACAAAACAAAUUCUAA